AUGGGUGCACACCUUGGAAGGACAUACGAAGUAAAAGAUGAGGAACCGAAACAAGAAAUACCUCAGCAUCAGAGGGAACUGCAGCAAUCCUCCAGAAACAACCAUAAACCGGAUACAGAAUGGUUAAAAGGCACAUAUGCUUAUGAAUUUCAUGAGUCACAAUUGUCAAGGAUUUCUGAGAACAUGACACCCAAGAAGAAAAAACAAAGAAGCAGGCCUAAAAGAAGAAACAGUGAUAGUCGACUUGAUUACAGUUUUGACUCUCUGAUCGACAAUGAAGAUCACAGUAUUCUUAAAACAAUCGCUGAUGAGAAAAGACAAAAUGGAAGCAUAGAUGACUCUACCAAAUUUAAUUUAUCCACAAGAAAAGAUCGAAGCAGAGAACAAAGACUUCAUAAGAUGCAUCAUGAAGUGGAAAGUUCUCAACAUCGGCAACAAAUACAUAAGGAAAAACAUUCUGAUGUGCGGUUUAGGCUUCAGAAAGCAACUGACGUAACCGAUUCAACGGCUUUACUUGAGGAUGAUUUUGACUCGUUAUCAUCCGAAAUGUCAGAAGAGAAUGACAUGGACUCUGAAACCGAUGAGGAAUUUUCAGCAAAGAAAAAUUCCAGCGGGUCACAACAUGAAACAGAAUCAAAAAAGAAAAAUUAUUACGAAGAAUCGCGCAAAUUUUACCAAAAUAAGCAUCGGGACAGAAAUAAUGAUGAAAACUUAUUAACCAAUGGCCUUGAUUUAUCGAAAAGAUUCAUAAAUUCCUCCAGGAAAAAACAACCACAAAUUUAUGAGGAAAUGCUGAGUGCAAAUGAAAGUCUUCAGCUGUGUAAAAACUUUCCUCAGAAGUACAAACAUUGCAAAAUAAAAAUUUUUAAUCCCCACAGGGCACUUUGUUCGUCUCUUGAUGAAGACAUAGAAAUUGAAAUAUCAGGGCGGUCUAAAUGUGGAAAGGCCUUCAAUCAAGAUGAAGUUGUUGUUGAAAUUCUAAAAAAUCGUGAAAAACAAGCUGAUUGUUCAAUACAAUCUGCAACGUUUUCUAAAGAGAAUGAGAAUAAAUCAUUCGGAAAAAUUGUUGGAAUAACGAAGAGAAAUGAAACAUUGCCCAAGAACCCCGUCUUUGUUUGUACCAUUGAUCAAUAUGUGAUGCAUCUUAUGAAACCUGUAUGUAAAACGGUUCCAAAAAUUCAUGUUCUUAAUGAGAGACAAAAAACAAAAUUUCAAGUAGAAAUUUACAAAUACGACAAAAGAGCAAAAGACUUAAAAUUCGAUCGACUGAAAACAAUACAUCGAUCAAAAAGAAAAGGAUACACUUUUCUGGUGUGUUUCAUUGCUUGGAAUGAAAUUUAUCCAAAGGGAGCCAUUAUAGGAGUGUACGAUUUUAGAUGUGACUUAAAUACCUCUCUUAAACUGGUUUGUCUGCAGAGCAAUGUUUCUGUAAUAUACAAAGAAAGUACAGUCCGUGAAGUGGAAAAGAUCUUAAAACGAAAGGCACAUCUGAACGGCGAUGAACAUAGAACAGAUUUUUCCGAGAGUCUCAAUGCUUUUACAAUCGAUGAAAGUGAUUCAAAAGAUCUAGAUGAUGCUCUCAGUGUACAGACUAUCUCAGAAACAGAAUUUGAAAUCGGAGUCCAUAUUGCAGAUGUUGGCAGUGUUGUAAAGAGGGAUGAUCCUGUUGAUGUAGAGGCACUGGAAAGAUCAAAUACUUUCUAUCCAGGGGAAAACUGUCAACCAUUUCAUAUGCUCCCAGAGCCUUUAGGAACAGAUAUUUGUAGUCUUUUGCCUCACCAGGAGAGAAAAACUCUUUCAAUUUUUUUCAGAAUAGAUAAGGAUGGAAAUAUCUUGGAACAAAGGCUGGACCGCACAAAAAUUAAGUCUAGGCGACGCUUCACAUAUCUGGAAGUGCAAAAAUUAUUAUCAAAAGCAAAUAAAAACGAAAACUUUAAACAAGAAUUGGAAAUUUUAUCUGCUUUUACCAAACAAAUACGGUCUAAGCGACUAGGAAAUGGAAUGUUUUCAUUUCCAUUUGAAUCACCUGAUACUGAAUGCAGUAAAUCAUAUUUUCAAAGUAUCGAUGCACAUAUUAUAGUAGAAGAAUGCAUGAUUCUUGCAAACCAAUUUAUUGGCAAAAUAUUAAUCGAGGCAUUUCCAGAUUGUAUACCUCUUCGUGUUCAAAGUAAGCCAUCUUCCCAUAGAAUGAAUGAAUGGCUUUUGAAUUUUUCCGUCAUUGCGAAUUUCGUACUUUCGCUUCAACAUAAAUGUCUUGAAAAUGGUAAAAUAUUGUCUGUUGAUAAAAUUCAUGAACACCAAAUGUCUCAACAACUACCAAUACAAAAGCAUGUUUGGAACAAAAUAGUUUCAAGUUAUAGCAAGGGAGACUUUAAGAAUUUACAGAGAUUCAUAGGUACCGAUGAAUUCCAUCCACAACAAGCAUCUGCUUAUGACUCAUGGAUGUCAUUUCAAGAGACUUCACGUUAUGAAUGUUCUGGAUCACCUCACGAGAAAAUACAUUUUUCUCUAGGCAUUUAUCCUUAUGUACACUUUACUUCUCCAAUCCGACGUUAUGCAGAUUUGAUUGCAAAUCGAUUGGUUCAUGCACUGCUUGACAAUAAAGUGUCACCCUACUCUCAAAGAGAAGUUGAAAUGAUAUGCAAAAAUGUCAACAGAAGUCGACCUCGAGAAUUUGAAAGGAAAUGUCGAUUGCUGCAUCUUGGAAGGCAACUCGAAAGACAGCCAGUCAUUUUACAUACCUUGGUCAAGUCGGCAUCAGAAAAAUCUGUUUCCAUUUGUUUUCCCGGCCAAAGUGAGCUAGCAAAUUCGUGUGGUGAAAUUAAUUACCAUCUAAUGAAGUUAAAGUCAAAACCACUUUUAGAGGAAGAUUGUGAUAAAAAGCAUUUACUUACCCUGUCAUGGCAACAGCGUUUGUAUUCAACACUGGGAUUUUCUGCAGGUGCCUCUAAUUCUAUAGGAGGACCAGUAUGUUUAAAUCCACAUCAAAAAGUAACCUAUGUGUCCUUGAAAAAAUGGAAAAAGCUCGUAGAUUCUCUUAUCAGAGAUGAUAUGAAUUUGUUGAAUAAGAAGAUUUUUGAGGGGAAUGAGGAUCUACCAAGUGUUUUUGAGUGUCAAGGUACACAUUCUGAUGCAAGCUCUGAAACAAAAGAUGGCGUGAUUGGAAAACAAUAUACGGAGUUCAAACUCACCUUUAGCAAAGCUCAAGUCAUUCCUAUUCAAAUCGGAGUAGAACGCAGUAAGGGAAUGUUGAUGCCAUCUAUUCAGCUGUUAGAAAUUACAAGGAAUCUUAAAUGCUGUAUUCAACACAUGUCUGAUCCAGUACAAUGUUUCUCUUCUUAUGCCAAAAUGCACGAAGGCAACAGAAAAAUGACAUCACCCGAAUAUGUGAGUCGUUGGUUGAACAUAUUUCGAAUGGAAUCAGUUACCAAUGCAACUAAAUCUUUAUCAAUAGUUAUAAACGAUUUGCAUGUUAAGUUUUACACAGGCAAGAAAUAUGACGGUUCUUUUGUACUUUUGAAACAUUUUUGUCUUCAAAGAGAUAUAGAUUUUCGUUGGCACGUUGAGAACAAUUCAGAAAACACAGUUUCUGACCAAACGGAUUUUCUUUGCAUUCGAUGCGAGCUAGUAAAGGGUGUUCCUUCGCGACCAAGUAUUGCAUGUUCACCAGAAGAACGAAGGAUAUGGAUUGGUCAUGGAGAAACAAAAUUUUGUCAAAAGGGUAGAGAAAAUGGAGACGUUAAAGUUCAUUUUAAACUGCAUAGAGACAGUCCAAAACCAAGUCUUUCUAUGAUAGAUUCCGGCAAUCCAACAUGUGCCGUUGAAAUACUUCAAAUGUCUGAAGCAGAUAAGAAUAUUGAGGAUGCUGUUAAGGGAUUAGAGUCAGGAAAAGAGCUUGCGAAAUCGAUAGCUCUGAGAGGAGAAAUUCAUUCUCUAGACGAUGUCCAUGUAAGACUGGGAAAACAAAUUAGACCGGACGUGAUACACGACUCUUUGCAGCCCAACAACGAAAAACAGCUAGAAGCUAUAAAAAAGGCUUUAUGUUCAAGAUUUACUCUCAUACAAGGACCACCUGGCACAGGGAAGACUUUGACUGGAAUCAAGCUUAUUUUGUUAUUCAUGAACAUCAAUUUAACGCACCGAGAAAACGGUGGUGACCAUAAUCAGGUUGUUUAUUGUGGACCUUCUAAUAAGUCUGUCGAUUUAGUAGCACGGUGGAUAAGAACAUAUAUACGAGAUCUCUGCCCCAAAAUGGUUAGAAUGUAUGGAAGUUCCAUAGAAAGUACCGUUUUUCCUGUUCCUGGUAGAGAUUAUAUAAACCAAUCCUCUUGCAAAGACAAUCGACCGGAUUCAGAUUUAGUAGAAGUGUCACUUCAUAAUUUGAUCAGAAAAAAGGAUAAACCAUUCGCUGAAAAAAUCAAACAGUUUGAUAAACUCUUCAAAGAAAAUCCAAACGGUAUAUAUUUUGAUCCAGAAUUAGUUAAUGAGUACAGAAAAGUACUUUCAGAUGCAACACAGGAGGAGCUCAAACAUUAUGAUGUCAUUUUUUGCACAACUGCAGUUGCAACAAACCAAAAAUUUCUUAAAGCCACUGAGGGUAAGAUAUAUCAGCUAAUUAUUGAUGAGGCAGGGAUGUGUACCGAACCAGAAACCAUGGCUCCAAUUAUUGCUACAAAAGCAGAACAAGUUGUUCUAAUUGGUGAUCACAAACAACUUCAACCAAUCAUCAUUUGUCAAGAGGCGGCUGAACUAGGACUGUCAAAAUCUCUUUUUGAACGUUUUGCAGACAAUGCUGUGUUUUUAGACACCCAGUACAGAAUGAAUGAAAAAAUUUGUGAGUUUCCAUCCAAACAGUUUUACAAGGGAAAACUUAAAACUGGACCUUCAAAAAAAUAUGAAGUCAAGGAACCUUUAAAAAUAUGGAGAAAUCCACACACACCCCUCUUGUUUUGUCACAUGGAAGGAGAAGAAGAAUGCCUGGCAGUAUCCACGGAAGAGGGAAACCAGCAAUCGAGAAGCAACAAGGCAGAAGUGGAACACGUGGUGAGAGUGUAUGAGUUUCUGAUGUCGCAUAAAGGAAUACAAACACAACAUGUCAAAGUAAUGUCACAGUACAAUGCACAAUGCUUUGCAAUCCGCGAAGCCCUUCUGAAGAAAGGUUUCAUUAAUUCCAAAGUUCACACAGUUGUUUCCAGUCAAGGUGGUGAGUGGGACUAUGUCAUAUUCAGCACGGUCAGAUCCCUCCCUGACUACAGAAUAGAACCUAAUCCAUCUCUAGGAUGGCGCAAGAGAAACCUGGGUUUCAUUACAGAUGAACACCAGAUAAACGUGGCCCUUACUCGUGCAAGGAAGGGCAUCAUUAUCAUAGGAAACAAGAAGCUGCUUCAAUGUGACCUUGUUUGGAGAGAACUGAUAAGACACUACAUAACAUUGGACUGUGUAGUGGAUGGCGACAGUCAAAAAUUAACUCUUCUUAAGAGACAGGGUAAAAAAAGAUGACCUGAAA
Messenger RNA from Saccostrea echinata, 5506 nucleotides. RefSeq names its product helicase with zinc finger domain 2-like. The transcript has 12 exons. NCBI's taxonomy places the organism in Eukaryota, Metazoa, Mollusca, Bivalvia, Ostreida, Ostreidae. Gene Ontology annotation, molecular function: RNA binding; RNA nuclease activity; 5'-3' DNA helicase activity. The record is from RefSeq and is a predicted model, not a curated record. Bases 1 to 5499 code for a protein of 1832 amino acids.